AUGUCUGAAGCAAAUUUAGCUGUUUGUAAGGAGUUAGUCAACCUAAUUCAAAAUCCAAAUGCUGCUAGAUGUAUGCAGAUGAAGAUCAACAGCACAUUUUGCAGGUGGCUAUGCGAGACAGCUUCAGAGAUAUUUAAAGAAGAACCAAAUGUAUUAAAAGUGUCCGGAAAGGCAGUCAUUGUUGGCGACAUUCAUGGCCAAUUAGAUGACCUCAUCCGCAUUCUCAAAGCAACAUUCCCACUAAAGGAGACGUCCUUUAUAUUCCUAGGAGACUAUGUAGAUCGUGGCAAGAAUUCUGUUGAAGUUAUAUCUCUUUUAUUUUCAUUGAAAGUUUUAUACCCACAAAGAUUUUUCAUUCUCAGAGGAAACCAUGAAAGCAGAGUCACAACAAUGAAACAAGGUUUUAUGGCAGAGUGCAGAUCAAAGAUGAAUAAGAAAGUAUAUGAUUAUUUUGUUGAAUGCUUUGAUAAGAUCCCAAUUUGCGCUGUUUUGAAUGAUCAAGUUUUCUGUGUUCAUGGUGGCCUAUCUCCCUAUGCUGAGAGCAUUUCUUCGAUUGAUGAGAUUGAUCGAUUCUGCGAGAUUCCUGAGAGCGGAAUAUUUAUGGAUUUAACUUGGGCAGAUCCAGCUGUAAUUGAUGAAGAUUUUUCAAAAUCUCCACGUGGAGAAACGUUUAUCUUUGGAAAGUCUGCAGUAGCAAAGUUUUUAGAAAAGAACAAUUUGAAACAAGUUAUAAGGGCACAUGAAAUGAUACCAGAAGGUUUUGAAAAACCAUAUGGAGAUGAUUCUUUGAUAACAAUCUUCAGUAAUGAAAAUUACUCAGGUUCCGGAAAUAGAGCUGCAUAUAUUAUUCACGAUGGAGAGUCAAAGAUUAUCACACUCCCAAAGUUUUUAAAGAAAUAA
This is a messenger RNA of Trichomonas vaginalis G3, 900 nucleotides long. RefSeq names its product serine threonine-protein phosphatase family. The record is from RefSeq and is a predicted model, not a curated record. Gene Ontology annotation, molecular function: protein serine/threonine phosphatase activity. Gene Ontology annotation, cellular component: nucleus; cytoplasm. The coding region runs from base 1 to 900 and encodes 299 amino acids. The transcript has a single exon. Lineage: Eukaryota; Parabasalia; Trichomonadida; Trichomonadidae.